UCGGUGCCUCGGUAUAUGCCACUCGAGUACGCCUGCGUGCCGUGUCGACUCCGGCUGUUUUUCUUUUAUUCGGUGUCGACGCACACCUACCGCCCUCGCGUCGCCCCGUUUGUCUCCCCGCUCCGCCCUUUCGAUUGGCAAAUGGAUCUGGGGGCUCCGCCGUCGCAUCGGCGGCGCUUCCUCGCCGUCGCCCUCGUCUUCCUCUACCUGUUCGCCUCCUCCCAUUGCAUCGAUGCGGAUAGAUCGGCCGGCUGGAGGAGGAAGAGGUCCAAGCACGAGAUCAAGGGCCCGAUCAAGACCGUCGUGGUGAUCGUGAUGGAGAACCGGUCGUUCGAUCACAUGCUCGGCUGGCUCCGCUCCAAGGGCGGCCGGCACGACAUCGACGGCCUCACCGGCCGCGAGUCCAACCUCCUCAACGCAUCCGACCCUUCAUCUCCUGAGGUCUUUGUCUCCGACGGCGCCGUCCACGUCGACUCUGAUCCCGGUCACUCCUUCCAGGCCAUCCGCGAGCAGAUCUUUGGGUCCGAGGACACCUCCGCGUCGCCUGCCCCAAUGAACGGGUUCGCCCAGCAGGCUGAGAGCAUGGGCGAGGGCAUGGCCGGUACCGUCAUGCGCGGUUUCGCCCCCGAGAAGGUUCCUGUGUUCUCCGCCCUAGCGGAGGACUUUGCCGUGCUCGAUAAGUGGUUCGCCUCCGUCCCGGCCUCCACCCAACCCAACCGCUUCUACGUCCACUCCGCCACAUCCCACGGUGCCACCAGCAACGUGCGCCGAGACCUCAUCCAUGGCUUCCCUCAGAAGACCAUCUUCGAUUCCCUUGACGAGGAAGGGCUCAGCUUUGGCGUCUACUACCAGAACAUUCCCGCCGUGCUUUUCUACAAGAGCCUGCGCAAGCUCAAACACCUUACCAAAUUCCACAGCUACAAACUCGCCUUCAAGCAACAUGCUAAGCUGGGCCGCCUGCCCAAUUACGUCGUCAUCGAGCAGCACUACUUCGACGUAAAGCUCUCCCCGGCCAACGACGACCACCCCUCCCACGACGUCGGCAGAGGACAGAGGCUUGUAAAGGAGAUAUAUGAGACCCUUCGAGCGAGCCCGCAGUGGAAUGAGACGGCCCUGCUCAUCACCUACGAUGAACAUGGCGGGUUCUACGACCACGUGCCUACUCCUGUCACAGGGGUGCCCAAUCCGGACGGCAUCAUUGGCCCCGACCCCUUCUAUUUCAAGUUCGAUAGGUUGGGGGUUAGGGUUCCUACCAUCCUCGUUUCCCCUUGGAUCAAAAAGAGAACUGUGAUCCACAAACCUAAAGGGCCUUAUCCAGAUUCACAGUUUGAGCACUCUUCUAUCCCUGCAACUGUAAAGAAACUAUUCAAUCUGAACUCCAAUUAUCUCACAAAGAGGGAUGCUUGGGCUGGGACUUUUGAAAGCUACUUCAACCUCAAGGCACCACGAACUGACUGCCCAGAGAAACUCCCUGAAGUCGAGUUGCUCAGGCCUUUUGGAGCUAGGGAAGAUAAAAUUCUGUCAGAAUUUCAGGUGGAGUUGAUCCAACUUGCUUCUCAGCUUAAUGGCGACCAUGUGCUCAACACCUAUCCGGACAUUGGCAAGGGCAUGACUGUCGGUGAAGCAAACAAGUACGCCGAGGAUGCAGUUGCAAGGUUUCUCGAAGCUGGCAGGGCUGCGCUGAGCGCUGGAGCAAAUGAGUCUGCCAUUGUCAUGAUGAGGCCUGCUUUAACUAGCAGAACCAGUGAAUGGCUGUCAGAUGACACCGUCCAAAUCGUUUAAUCCUCGACACGAACAUUGAUCGUUAAGCCUUCUGUACACUCUGGUAGUUUGCCCAACUGUAGUAAAUGAUUGCUGAGGAAGUUUACAUGCGAAUGAUCAAUCUUGCUCACACGGUGUUUACAUAUGCCAGGGAUUCUUUAUAGGAAAUUUAUAGGUAAUUGCAUGUACAUCUUCUGUGUUUCGGAUGAAACAUGGAUGAUUAUUAAAGAUUUGUGUUGUCAGACAUUUUUAUACGAGAUGCACAAAAGUUGCUACUAUUUUCCCAAA
This is a messenger RNA of Zingiber officinale, 2049 nucleotides long. Its product is annotated as non-specific phospholipase C1-like. Gene Ontology annotation, biological process: phospholipid catabolic process. Bases 16 to 1782 code for a protein of 588 amino acids. NCBI's taxonomy places the organism in Eukaryota, Viridiplantae, Streptophyta, Magnoliopsida, Zingiberales, Zingiberaceae. The record is from RefSeq and is a predicted model, not a curated record. The transcript is spliced from 3 exons. Gene Ontology annotation, molecular function: hydrolase activity, acting on ester bonds.